ACUCAUUUAACUACAAAUAUCACCGUUGAUCUUUCAAACCUGCAUAUCCUAGCCGUUGGAUCUUCCACAGUUGUCUCCAAUAUGAUCAAUUCUGUUAACUGAAGCCACGUCGUUGGAAUUUUGAAAGGUUUCUAACAGAAAAACCUGUAAUCUUGCCUUUCUCUUUCUUUUUCCAAUUUUCUCUCUUUUCCCCAAAACUGGAAAUACACAUCAAAACCCUUUUUCCCUUUUGCAACAAAACAUUUUAAUUUUUGUCAUUUUGUCCAAAUUCUUUUGUUUUUUCCAUUAAACAUUGUGUUUUCCGGUACCCCCUGCUUUUCCAUUCAACAUAAUUGUAAAAUCUUUGUGGACGAUCACCCGUGAGAUUUUCGGUUCAUGCAGCUGAUCCUAUCCUUUUGGGAUUAAGGCUUUGUAAUUGUUGUUGUUUUUUACGAGAAUUUAGAAAUUUCUCAAUGUGGGUUGUUAAGAAUUCAUCUUAAUCUUCAAGAUUUCCAUCAUCCACCUUGAUUCGUUUCCAACAUUAUAUAUUUUUCAUAUUGGGUUGAUUUGUUUUGAGUUUUUUUAUUGCAAUUCUCUCAUAAUUGGAUUGUUUUCAUUGGGGUUCAAAUAAAUUCCUGGGUGUUCAAUUGACAUCUUUUUAGGGCAAUGCAAUGCCCCCAUUUUUAAUUUUUGUAUGUUAAUGUUCAUGGGUAAAUAGCGGAUAAGGUGUUUGAGUUGCGGGAUGAAUGCGUACAAAACAAGAAUUUGAUUUUUGACAUCUUGAUAUGAAAAACCCUGAACCCAUUUGGGUAAUCAGAAAAUUAUUGAUCAUUGAGUAGAGAGGUGUUAAUUGUGUUUAGUAUGAGAUGGGGAACAACUGCAUUUCAAAGCUUACUAAUGCUGGGUUGUGGUGCAAGCCAUCAAAGCAGACGGUUGUAGAUGGUAACAAUAAUGGUGAUUUCAAAGGCAAAGAUAGGUCAAUAGAUGUGCAAUUCAAACCACCUGAGGUAGUGAAGAUUGGGAGUAAAUUAGGCAGACAAGAGAGCCGAUUAAAUAGACAAGAGAGUCGAUUAGGGAACCGGUCAAUUAGGCAAGAGAGCCAAGUGGUAGGGAGGCAAGAAAGCCGAUUAGGAAGGCAAGAAAGCAGCAGGUUGGGGUUGGGUUUGGGAAGACAAGAGAGCAGAUUAACAAAGCAAGAGAGUCGAUCAAGAAACGUGACUAUUACUAAUGUAGUAGGAGAUCAACAGGAAAAGAACAAGAAGCAGCAGCAGCAGCAUGUAAAUGUGAAGAGGGUUGCAAGUGCAGGGCUACAAGUACACUCAGUUUUGAGAAGAAAAACUGGAAAUUUGAAGGAUUUUUACAGCUUGGGUAAAAAACUUGGACAUGGGCAAUUUGGAACUACCUUCCUUUGUGUGGAGAAAACAACUGGAAAUGAAUAUGCUUGCAAAUCAAUUGCUAAAAGGAAGCUUAUUAACAAGGAAGAUGUGGAUGAUGUGAGAAGGGAAAUCCAGAUUAUGCAUCACUUGAAAGGGAACCCUAAUGUGAUCACCAUUAAAGAUGCCUAUGAAGAUGGUGUGGCUAUUCAUGUUGUCAUGGAACUUUGUGCUGGAGGUGAACUUUUUGAUAGAAUUGUAAAGAGAGGACAUUACACAGAGAGGAAGGCGGCUUGUCUUGCCAGGACUAUAGUCGGUGUUGUUGAAGCCUGCCACUCGUUAGGAGUUAUGCAUCGGGAUCUUAAGCCUGAGAAUUUUCUUUUUGUGGAUGAGUCUGAGGAAUCACCUCUUAAAACUAUUGACUUUGGGUUGUCCAUAUUUUUCAAGCCAGGGGAUAUCUUUAACGAUGUGGUUGGGAGUCCAUAUUAUGUUGCACCUGAAGUAUUGCGCAAGCGUUAUGGUCCUGAGGCAGAUGUUUGGAGUGCUGGAGUGAUACUUUACAUUCUCCUAAGUGGAGUGCCUCCAUUUUGGGCAGAAACUGAGGAAGAAAUAUUUGAAGAAGUCCUGCAUGGUGAUCUUGAUUUUGUUUCUGAUCCAUGGCCUAACAUCUCGGAUGGUGCAAAAGACUUGGUCCGUAGAAUGCUUGUUAGAGACCCAAAGAAAAGAUUAACUGCGCAUGAAGUCUUAUGUCAUCCCUGGAUUAUGGCAGAUGGCUUGGCUCCUGAUAAGCCUCUUGAUCACUCUGUAAUAUCACGGUUGACACAGUUCUGUGCCAUGAACAAACUUAAGAAAAUGGCUCUACGAGUAAUUGCUGAUAGGCUUUCAGAUGAAGAAAUUGCAGGGCUGAAGGAGAUGUUUAAGAUGAUAGACACAGAUAACAGUGGCCAGAUUACUUUUGAAGAACUUAAAAAUGGACUGAAAAGAUUUGGUGCUAACCUUGAAGAGUCUGAAAUUCAUUACCUAAUGCAAUCUGCAGAUGUUGAUAACAGUGGGACCAUUGAUUAUGGAGAAUUUAUCGCAGCUAUGUUACAUCUCCACAGAGUUGACAAGGAAGACCAUCUAUGUGCAGCUUUUGCAUACUUUGACAAAGAUGAAAGUGGAUACAUUACAAAAGAUGAACUACAACAAGCAUGUCAAGAUUUUGGCAUGGAUGAGGUUCACGUGGAAGAAAUUAUUCAUGAAGCGGAUCAGGAUAAAGAUGGUCGUAUAGAUUAUAAUGAGUUUGUUGAGAUGAUGCAAAGAGGAAAUAUUGAUUUGGGUAAAAGACAGAAACCUCCAAUUACUGCAGUUAGGGAAGCACAUCAGACGAGCUGGAUAUAAUGGAGUCACGCCACAAAAACUUGAAGUCCUUUUUGGAGAAGACAAACAAAUAUGAGAGAGCCUUGGUUUAUUAUCAUCUUUUUAGUAUCUGGUCCUCAUCAGUUUGAUUGUAAGGGAGUUUUUGACUAAUAGAUUGGCUGAAAAGUUAAACCAGAGAAAUACAAUGACAUGACAUGUUUUGAUAUCAUACAGGAUCAAAAAUGUUACAGAGAAUGCAGUUGGUCAGGUCAGUCAUUUACCGGAGUGAAAUAGCAGCUGACCGGUGAUAGUGUAAGUUUCAGAUAUUGUUGUUAUCAGAUUCAGAUCAGAUAUUUUGAGUAAAAUAUAAAGGUAGAAUUGAAGUUGUCUGUAAUCACAAAUGCCAAUUCAAUCAUGUCUGCAGCUGGGUUUGUGUACAACUAUAGAUUUAAAAUGAGUGGAACAUCAUUUUUAAGCUCUUGUUUAACAACACUUGCUGUAGUUUAACAAUGUAUAUUACUUAGAGAUCAAAUUUUCAUUUCAGGUGCAUUUACAAGCUUAGAGGACACUCAGAAUUUGUAUUCAACUUGUUGUAUAGAUUUUUUUUUUUUUUUUGUUUGUGUAUAAGUUUCUUCUGUUUUGGCCGAUUGAUUUACGAGUAACAUAUUUAUACGAAUAUGUCAGUCACUGAACUACUAAAAGUCCCGCUUAGAGUAGAAUGGUAAGAGGAGAAUUUAUCAUUUACGGCAUGCUUUUGGAUGAGACCCUGGUCAGCGAGCUAGGUAAUGU
Molecule: messenger RNA, 3479 nt
Organism: Spinacia oleracea (spinach)
Lineage: Eukaryota; Viridiplantae; Streptophyta; Magnoliopsida; Caryophyllales; Amaranthaceae
Product: calcium-dependent protein kinase 26
Exons: 8
Coding region: 846-2732 (628 amino acids)
Biological process (GO): protein phosphorylation
Molecular function (GO): protein kinase activity; ATP binding; calcium ion binding
Source: RefSeq, a predicted model, not a curated record